GCGUCCCUCGCCAUUUGCAUCGCCGGACACGGAAGAAUUAUUUCCUAGAAAAAGGAAUAUCUAGGAUGGAUGGCUACCCUGCUACAAAUACGGCAUCCUUCAAUGGGCAGAUAGGCAACUCAAUUGGACCAAUCAAAUUUGAAAGUGAGCCCUACCAUUACGAUGUCAGCAACAACAACCAUAAUUAUGGAUACGACGGUUCAGGGACUUAUGGGCACGUACCCUUUCAGCCAACCGGAUUUCAGUAUACACCAGGAACUCAGCCUCAGGGGACACUUCAGACCAAUGCUCAAACCCCUAAUCUUUAUAACAACCAACCCUUAAACCAGUCCUCUUUACCUGUGGCAGUAAAUGGAGAUAGUAAAUACAUUACUCCCAAGAAACCCAUGAAUUCCAGCACGGAGCACCACUGUGAUAUAUGUGACAAGGUGUUCAGCUCGAGUGCCAGCAUGAGACGACAUCGAGAAAUUCACACAGGCAUGAAAAAAUUCUCGUGUGAACUUUGUGGGAACAGUUACACCCAAAAACACAACCUUACAAAGCACAUGCGAGUGCAUACAGGUGAGAAGCCAUACAAGUGCCAUGUGUGUGACAAACUGUUCUACAUUCAUCAUCAUUUGAAGAACCACAUGUUCCAGCAUACAGGAGAAUUACCGUUCCAGUGUGCCAAAUGUAACAAACGCUUUAAACACAAGUUCAGGUAUGAACGUCACUUACGGACACACGAGGAAGGAGGAAAUACUGAUGGAAGUGUCGCACAGACACCCCCAUCAUUAACAAGUGAGGAUAAUUCGAUGAGUGAAGCUUGGAACAAUAAGUCUGAUGAUGAUGAUGAUGUUGACUAUGAUGCGUCACUUUACGACUCAUUUGACGAAGAAGGGAACAAAUAUGAUGAGCACGAAUGUGAGGUCUGCCAGCAGAUCUUCAUUAGCAAGGAAAGCCUCGACAACCAUUUCAAGCUGCAACAUGCUGUCGAUAGAGAAUUCAAGUGCGACGACUGUAACAGUAUUUUUCUUACUCGGGCCCACCUUGUCCGCCAUCGACGCACUCACACUGGCGAGCAGAUCUAUGAGUGUGAAGAAUGUAAUGUUAGUUUCCGAUGGAAGGUGAGUUUGCAUAUCCAUAUGAGAAGGCACAAUAAUGACUAUAAACGGUUCGAGUGCACCAUGUGUAACAAAUAUUUCCUUGCUAAGGAAAGUCUUAAGAAACACAUGAAUAUGCAUUUAGGUAUGACUGCUCAGGAGCAAGAUGAUAGUGAACAAAAACACACUCCGAAAAAUGAAAACAAAAAUAACUCGGAUGGAAAACAAAAUGGUGGCAGUAAAAGCAUUACCAGUCCAAAAUCAUCAACUCCAAAACAACCGCCCACAUGUAAAACAUGCCAUAAAACAUUCAGUUCUAAUUCAAGUUUACGGAAGCAUGAGUUCACCCAUAUGGAUGUGAAACCUCAUAAAUGUGAUCUCUGUAAUGUGUCUUUCGCCCAGAAAAUCCAGUUACGCCUUCAUAAUAAGAAACACAAUGGUGGAAAAAUGGAUCCGCCAUUGUUUUAUCGUAAGAAGGAAAAUCAGCCAAAGAAGGAAUCGCCCGAGGAGUCUGAUUCCAAAUCUGAGGUUUCCGCAUCAAAACGUAAAUCUCCAACAAAAAGUUCAUCGCCAGCUAAGAUUUCCCCUGUACGCAUCAAGAUUGAUAAAUCCAAGAUAAUUCCAGAACGCAGGAACGCUCCAAGGAAAGCACGCAAUAUAAUAAAAGAAGAAGUUGAAGACGAAGAAGAGGAAGAAGAAGGAGAGGCGGAAGAAGAAGAAGUAGUAGAAGAUGAAGAAGAGGAUGAAGAAGAAGAAGAGGAGGAAGAAGAAGAGGAAAGCAGCGAAGAAGAGAGUGAAGCUGAGAGCGAAACAGAAGAAGACAUGGAACCAAAAAAAUCACGCUGGGAAGGUUAUCGAUACCCUGUAUGUGAAAACUGUCAUCAGGUGUUCAAGAAAAGAAAAGCUUUAUUGCGUCAUCAGAGAAAAUGUAAGAAACGAGAAUAGCAACUGAUACAUUGAUUUUAGCGAAGCCUGACAAGAAAAAUUGUUGAUCUUUUUUUUUCUCUCUUUUAUUUUAUAAGGAGUAUACUUGUUUUUGGUUUUAUGAAAAAAUUCUUUCCUUGGAAGACAGGAAUUAUAUUUUAAAUGCAUUUUAAUAAGUUAGAUGACUGGGCUUUAUGCCAGCUGAAUCAUUUUCUCUGAAGAAUGUUAAAAAUAUUUUCUC
Messenger RNA from Ruditapes philippinarum (Manila clam), 2247 nucleotides. RefSeq names its product zinc finger protein 808-like. The transcript has 5 exons. Lineage: Eukaryota; Metazoa; Mollusca; Bivalvia; Venerida; Veneridae. Bases 66 to 2027 code for a protein of 653 amino acids. The record is from RefSeq and is a predicted model, not a curated record.